Molecule: messenger RNA, 3687 nt
Organism: Girardinichthys multiradiatus
Lineage: Eukaryota; Metazoa; Chordata; Actinopteri; Cyprinodontiformes; Goodeidae
Gene: esrp2
Product: epithelial splicing regulatory protein 2
Exons: 15
Coding region: 190-2418 (742 amino acids)
Biological process (GO): regulation of RNA splicing
Cellular component (GO): nucleoplasm; ribonucleoprotein complex
Molecular function (GO): mRNA binding
Source: RefSeq, a predicted model, not a curated record
UGACCGCAAACUCUUCCGUGGCUCCUCUGAAAGUAAUCUCCCCACUUCUCUUUCUCUCUGCGUUUAUCUCAAUUGACUUUCCAGCCCUGUUGUUCGCUCUCCUUAUCACUUGGAAAAGGUGAACCCUCGUGUUAUUUUUUUUUAUUUUCAUCUUUGCUCUAAUUGUAGUUUUUACCCUUGUGGUCCCUGAUGGCUUCGCACAGUGAUACUCUGGUGGUGUUCUUUGGGGCAACAGCUGGUGCAAAUGGGGGUAAACUGGGUUCGGAUGAGAGGGAAAUAAUUCUCUUGGUGUGGCAAAUUGUGGAUCUACAUGAGAAAAAGGUUGGGAAGCUUCAUCAAUGUUUUGUCAAGCCAGACACUUUGGAGCUGACAGACCAGUGUAAAGAAGAAACUGGGCUGACACUGGAGGACAUCAGUAACGCUGAGCCCCUGGACAAAGUUCUGCAACAGUUUCAGCAGUCCGUCUCAUCAGAAGUAAAAUGCCUCGGCAGAAGUUCGUACACACUCUUGGUGAAUAGUCCUCUCGUUAUUCGACAGGCUCUCCACCCAGAGGCCUCCAAAAAGAACCUUGUACUACCUGAGUGUUUCUUUUCAUUUGUGGACGUGCGGAAAGAGUUUCACCAAUGCUGCCCAAAUGCCGGUUCUGUGCAGAAGCUCACAAUGGGAUUCAUGUUGGAAUAUGCUGGUCUUCCUGCGGUGUCGGAGCAGAUGAUAGGUGUGAGGGAGGUUAGCAGCAUCGUGCAACUGACACUCUGCAUCGUGGCUGAGCCAUACAAUCACACAUUCUCCUGUGUUGAAACGGUGAACUACAAGUUUGACUCUGGUACAUGCAGUAAGACGGAGCCGGUGGACAGCGACAUGGUGAUCAGAGCGAGGGGGCUUCCAUGGCAGUCUUCAGACCAAGAUAUUGCUCGCUUCUUUAAGGGACUCAAUAUUGCCAAAGGUGGUGUGGCUCUCUGUCUGAACGCUCAGGGCCGGAGGAAUGGAGAAGCCUUGGUUCGCUUCAUCAACUCAGAGCACAGAGACCUGGCUCUGGAGCGCCACAAACACCACAUGGGCAGCCGAUACAUCGAGGUCUACAAAGCGACAGGAGAGGAAUUUCUCAAGAUUGCUGGAGGGACGUCCAAUGAGGUGGCCCAGUUCCUGUCUAAAGAGAACCAGGUGAUUAUACGAAUGCGCGGGUUACCGUUCACUGCUACGACGCAGGAAGUCCUGUCCUUCCUCGGUCCUGAGAGUCCCGUCACGGACGGCGCAGAGGGUCUGCUCUUUGUCAAGUACCCCGACGGACGGCCUACCGGUGACGCCUUUGUGCUUUUCUCCUGCGAGGAAUACGCUCAGAACGCACUAAAGAAACACAAACAGAUCCUGGGGAAGCGGUAUAUCGAGUUGUUUCGGAGCACUGCAGCCGAGGUGCAACAGGUUCUAAAUCGGUACAUGUCCACACCUCUGAUCUCCACGCUGCCCCCUUCACCCAUCGUUCCCGUCCCGGUCCUCACAACACCUCCCUUCCUGCCAGCGGCCUGCAGCACCCGGGACUGCGUGCGUCUCCGUGGUCUCCCGUACACCGCCGGCAUCGAGGACAUCCUCGAGUUCAUGGGCGAGCAUACCGUUGACAUUAAGCCUCAUGGAGUCCACAUGGUCCUUAACCAACAGGGCCGACCCUCUGGGGAUGCCUUUAUCCAGAUGAAGUCACCUGACAAGGCGUUCUUGGUGGCCCAAAAGUGCCACAAAAAGACAAUGAAGGACCGGUAUGUCGAGGUCUUCCAGUGCUCCACCGAAGAGAUGAGCAUUGUUCUGAUGGGAGGAACCCUAAACCGCAGCGGCCUUUCUCCUCCACCCUGCAAACUUCCCUGUCUGUCACCUCCCACAGCCUACGCUGCCUUCCCAACUCCACCUGCUAUUCUCUCUGAGGCGGCCCUGUACCAGCCUCCCUUGUUGGCUGCUCCCAGACCUUCUCCGACCACCGUGCACAACCCUGCUCACACUCUGGCAUACUACUCGCCUCAACCACAUCUCUAUAUGAACAUGAACAUGAACUACACUGCCUACUACCCCAGCCCCCCAGUUUCUCCUUCCACAGUUAGCUACUUUGCAGCUCCACCAGGAGCCAUGGCGGCUGCAGUUGCAGCUCAAGCUCACCCCGCUGCAGCGGCUGCCUCCUCCGUGCUGCCUCAGCCGGGUGCACUGGUCAGGAUGCAGGGUCUACCAUACAACACUGGAGUCAAAGACAUCCUCAGCUUCUUCCAGGGAUAUCAGCUCCAGUCAGAUGCCGUACUUAUCUUGUAUAACUUUAGUGGUCAGUGCAGCGGCGAGGCAUUGGUCACCUUCCCCAACGAAGACAUCGCCCGGCGUGCCGUAGCUGAGUGCUCAAACCAUCCUUUCUAUGGCCAGCAGAUCCACUUGGUUUUCUGUAACUGACCACCAGCUCUCCAUCUUUCUCCACCAUGCUGAGUCCAUCAGAAACAGCUCCAAACUCCAGUGCAUUCCAACUCUUUACAGAGCAUCUAGCAAACUCUUCCCUCUCUGUAUGAUCUGUAUUUCUGACCACACACCUCACAGCUGGUCCUGACGCUCCUAAGCCUGCUACUGGAGCUAGCGUCCACAGACGAAGCAGCUGAAUGUUGGGCACAUGACUUUUUGACCAACGACUCCAAACUCCAGUGUAUUCCAACUCUUUACAGAGCAUGGCUGGGGGUGAAGAAAGUGUGUAAUGCCUGGACAGACCAUGUAGCCACUCUGCAAAGGCAAACUUGCAGAUAAAUGUGUUCUCUUUGAAACUGUACAGACCUGUGUCCUGAAAUGCUUGAGGCUGUAUAUACAUUUAUGCACAAGUUUGUCUGUAUAUUUCUGAACUGCAUUGCUUCAACCGAUUAAUUUGUUCAUGAACAUGUCUGUUAGCUCAACAGGGAAAAAAAAGAUCUGCGGAGACAGAUCUUUUUUGCAAUUUAGUUAUGACAUCAAAAUAUAUAAGCCAUAACAACUACUUUAUACUACUGAAACAAAGUAAAUCGGUAUGCUAAAACCUUCAUGAUUUAAAAUGUAGCUAAAAAAAUUACUUUGAGCUUCAGGGACUAUUAGUUUAUACCUCUCUGCAGCAUAUCUGUGUCUGAAAUAAUUAUUCUGUGACUGUUUAUUUGUUUAAAAAGCAUUUAUUUUCUGACAACCAGCAUGUCUCCAUCUUUGAGCAUUUUCUAAGCACUACAGAUUUUUUGUUUGCUCCAGUCGUAAAGACAACACGCUGUGCAUCUUGUAACAGUUUCACAAUAAAUUAAUUCUAGUUUUAUAGAUGCCUAUUAUUUACAAAAGCUGACAUUUUUUUAUUAAAUGUGAAAUGACAUAGGCUUUGUUUCCUGCAAUCUUUUAAAUACUGGUCGACCAACUUCUGCUGCUUCUUUGGUGUUUGUUUCCAGACUAUAACAACCAGCCCGCGGCAUGAUUUAAUUCCUGUGUACAACCAGAGUGCCAUGUAAAACUGCAUGUGCGUUUUUUUUUCCUUUUUCCUAUGAUAGGCCUGCUGAAGUUGUCAUAGUUUUUCCUCUUUACCAAGCCUUCAUUACCCAGAGUGCAAUACUGGCCCGUAGGAGGCAUGAGCAUCUGGUGGCAGAUGAAAGAUUUGUUUUGUUGCGACUUCAGGAUGCAUGAAUUUAAGUCUGUGUAUAGAAUGUAAACAAUAAAAAUUUAAACAAA